AUGCAAGCUAAUCCUGUUUAUGGUAACUCAUCUGGUAAUUCAUCCUAUCCUAAAAGAAGUCAGCCUGCUGCAGUUUAUGUUCUUUUGUAUUUCUUCUCGGCAUCUCUGGUGAUUCUCACUGUGUGUGGAAAUCUGCUGGUUAUAAUCUCAAUUUCACAUUUCAGGCAACUUCACACACCAACCAACAUACUUGUUCUGUCCUUGGCAGUUGCAGAUUUUUUAAUAGGUAUAUUUGGAAUUCCUUUUGCUAUGAUUAAAACUAUUGAAAACUGCUGGUAUUUUGGUGACAUUUUUUGCUUAGUAUAUAAUUUAAUAACAUUUAUCUCAACUUCUGUUUCUAUUAGCAAUUUGGUCUUUAUAGCUGUAGAUCGCUAUGUUGCUAUUUGUGAUCCACUGCAGUACACUUCCACAAUUACUGUUUCUUUUGCUGGAUGCUUCACUGCAGUUGGCUGGGUCUUCUCGUUAGUUUACACUGUAAUAAUCAUUAGUAUUAAUGGCAUUGACAGCAGUGAGGGGCAGGAUGGUUGUCCACAUGACUGUUUUGUUACUCUAAGUGAAGUAUUUGUCAUUGUGGAUCUAAUAAUUACAUUUAUCUUGCCCUGUUCUGCAAUGAUAAUUCUUUAUUUAAAAGUAUUUAUUGUUGCAGAAAAGCAUGCAAAAAUAAUAAGUAAUACUAUACAAGAUUACAAACAAGGCAAGAAAAAUAUAUCAAAAAAGUCUGAAAGAAAGGCAGCGAAAACAUUAGGCAUUGUAAUGGGAGUCUUUUUACUUUGCUGGGUGCCAUACUACCUCUGUGGCCUAAUCGAUUCAUAUUUAAAUUUUAAUGCUCCACCAAUAGUAAAAAAUAUUUUUAUUUGGCUAGCUUACUUCAAUUCAUCUGUGAAUCCAAUCAUUUAUGCUUUGUUUUAUCCCUGGUUUCAAAAAUCAGCCAAACUCAUAAUAACACUGAAGAUCUUAUCUCCUGAAUCCUCUUUAGUCAGCUUAUUUUCAGAUAGUCACUAAAUCCAGCUUACUGCUCUCUUUUGUACUGAGGACGGUAAAAUGACAAGCAUACUUCCAGCAAAAAAAUACAUACAUAGACUCUUAAACAAAUAAAGCACGGAC
Erpetoichthys calabaricus (reedfish) is the source of this 1104-nucleotide messenger RNA. Its product is annotated as trace amine-associated receptor 13c-like. NCBI's taxonomy places the organism in Eukaryota, Metazoa, Chordata, Cladistia, Polypteriformes, Polypteridae. The transcript has a single exon. Gene Ontology annotation, biological process: G protein-coupled receptor signaling pathway. The coding region runs from base 1 to 1002 and encodes 333 amino acids. Gene Ontology annotation, cellular component: membrane. The record is from RefSeq and is a predicted model, not a curated record. Gene Ontology annotation, molecular function: trace-amine receptor activity.